AGUAGCUCAGCACUUAGCUCAUCGUGUGCGUUGAAAUUGUUCAGAGCUAUUAGCUGAGCUAAAAGUCUCAAGUAACUUUUUGCUCAGCUGAUAGCUCUCGUCUGCGGUGGGCUUCUUUAGAUUCUUGAAAACAAACAGCGCAAACAGCAUUUUACUUCCGCGUUUACAUAUGACGUCAAACGUUGAGCCGCGUUUACUCAGUUUGUGACGUCAUGCCAAACGAAGAUAUACGCAGUACUCUUGCUUAAGAUGCAUAUUAGAUUCUGGGUUACGUUUGCACUGUUUCUCAAACUGCCAUGCAGUACAUACGUAUGUGACCCUAAUUGUAUAUGUGACAGUGGAGUUAUGAACUGCAACAACAAGCCGUCAGCAAUCGUACGGAUACCUAGAUCUAUUCCAAAGGACUGCAGAGAACUUCUACUGGAAAACUGCGGCAUUGAGAGGAUACGUAAAGAUGAUUUUAGAAAUUUGGAACAAUUAGAAGUAUUAAACCUCGAAGGUAAUCAGAUUAAUGACAUUCAUCCACAGGCUUUUCAAAAUUUAUUUCAUUUGAAAAAACUGCUGCUGCAGGACAACAAAAUAACAACCAUCAAGGUGGGUUACUUCCAGAACUUGGCAAGUAUUAAUUUAAUUAACUUGACGUCAAACCGUAUAAAAAUUGUGGAAAAACAUGCAUUCGCUACGCUUCCUAUGACACGUAGAUUGCUGAUAUUAAUGGGAAAUGAAUGGAAGUAUUGCUCAUGCGCCAAAGCUAAUAGCAAUCAAGGUUGUAGCAGACAUUGUCGCUCCAGUUACGGUACAAAAUGUGCAGAUGCACACGAUUACCAUGAUGGCAGACUCAAGUGCAGGGUUACACAGUACAAUUUGAGCUCUUAUGGCCAGACGCGUGUGUGUCCAGAUAAAAUGAGUGCAUGCAUGGUUACCAUCCGCCGCAUCAAAGAACACGGCCAGUUCAACGUCACACAUAGCUGCGCUAACUACUCUACUUGCAUGAGUCAAAUGAUUAACAAUAAAAAUAGCUGUACGUCUGCAAACUAUGAUACACUGGAGUGCAAUUUCUGUUGCCUGGGCGACUUUUGUAAGAACACAAGUAUUGCAUAUUUGACACAGGAUAUCACGUUUUACCUGUCCUUCCCGAGAACAAUGAAUUAUAGUAGGACUGAGCUUCAGACAGUUGAAGAGUAUAUAGGCGCAAGUAUAAGAAACCACGUCAUUCGAGUUUCUGUACGGCGAAACUUGACCAGUCCCUAUGAAUAUGGCUACGAGGUCAACACCACUAGUGUUCAUUUGAAGUCGUCCAAUGAUCUGAGGUUCAUCUUGAAAGCAAGUAUACAGAAAUCGAUUCGUUAUGAUAUGCUUGCGGAGUUUAACAUAAAUGCCAGCAGGUUAGAUAUAAUUACAGCAGUUAAAUUCUGCCAGAGAGAUGGUAGCUGGAAGCCAACACGUAUGGGAGAAUCGAGGGAACAAAACUGUACACCGCCUUUUUCUAGUAAUUUAAUUGAACGAAGAAUAAGAAUGUGCAAUGAAUCGACCGCAGGAUCUCCUUAUUGGCUGGAACCGGACGACAGUCGCUGUGUGGAAAAGGAACAUAACUUCAUGCAGGAUGAUCCAAUCACAGACAGCAAUGAUGAUAACACUAUUGACCUUGUAGUGGACAAAGUCGAGAAACUGCUCAUGCUGCCAUCAAUAGAGGCAUCCAGUGCUAAAUACGCUCUCUCUCAAGUUAAUUCGUGGCUGACCUUUAAGAAGGAUGAACUCAACGAUUUAGAACAGAAGUACGAAACGUUUGGACGUUUAGUUAAAGCUAUAGACGGUCUUCUCCUUAACGUUUCCAUGGAGAAUGGUAAAUUUAUAUUUAUAGAUAAAUCGCUCAUAGCAGCUGCAGUCAAGUACGACUCCAAAUAUCCUACAGGUGUUCUGAUGAACGAAACGGCCAAAGCGCCAUUGCAUAGAAACAGGUCGUAUGUGCUAACAAUAGGUGGCGUAGAAGAUAUUGACCCAUACCAGUCUAACACAAUAUUCCUUCCUGAAAGCUUGUUUCAAUCCUUGGAUGGCCAGUCUCAAGAAAUCAUUAGCAGGGUUACAUUUACUGCAUACAAGGAUGAUAUACUUUUCUUUGAUCUUAAAACUUCGGAACAAAACUCCAAACAGAACGUCUCCAGUGAGGUCAUUAGCGCCAGUGUGCCCACCACUGAGAUCACACAUCUUGCAGAUCCAGUUAUAAUUUCGUUUGUUCAUAUUCAAAACAACAGCCGAAACCCACAGUGCGUGUAUUGGUCGUACGAUGCAAAGGAUGACACAUGGGGAUGGUCGUCAGUGGGAUGUGCUGUAGCCAAGACGGAGAGCCGGUAUACCAGGUGCGAAUGUCAUCAUCUCACACAUUUUGCCCUGUUAAUGGAUAUACAUCCAGAUCAAUUUAUAUUUUCCAAAACCGACCAGAGUGCACUGUCUAUUAUUUCAUACAUCGGGUGUGUCGCGUCCCUGUUGGCGCUUCUUUUCACCAUAUUGACCUACGCCAUGUUCGGUAAACUCCGCCAGGAUUUUCCAUCAAAGUUAUUGCUGAAUCUUUGUGUGGCUCUGUUUGUGACAAAUUUAGUUUUCAUUGCUGGUAUGCAGGAAUACACCUUUAAGGAUCGCACAGCGUGCACGGUCGUUGCCGUGCUGAUGCACUAUUCCCUGCUGUCGGCAAUGUCGUGGAUGGCGGUGGAAGCAGUGAACAUGUAUUUCUCACUGGUCGUGGUAAUCAUGACAGAGACUCGACAUCGCCUGCUCAAGUCCAUGUGUUUUGGGUGGGGAUUACCACUCGUCACCGUGCUCAUAACCCUCGGUUCUGGACUCACCAACUACGGACUCCUUAGUUCCAGAAUAUGCUGGCUAACGAAUCCAGCGUUCUAUUUUGCCUUUCUGGCGCCUGUGGCCAUGAUCCUGCUGACGAACUGUAUUACGUUUGUUCUAAUUCUACACGCGUUAUUUCGCGUUUCCGGUCGAAAUGCACUAAUCAAGCCUACUAAGGCGAAAAAAUACACUCGUCUGCACGGAGCCGUUCUUUUAGUGGUCCUUCUGGGUCUCACCUAUAUGUUCGCCAUCUUUGCUAUUGGCGAGGCCAGCAUCUUCUUCUACUACCUGUUUGCGAUCUUCAACACACUACAAGGAGUGUUCAUUUUCCUAUUUUACUGUAUAUUGAAGAAGGACGCACUCUAUGCGUGGAAAGCAACGCUGAAAUGCUGUAAACAAGAUGGUUCAUUAGUGUACGAAUCAUUCGGAAACGCACAGGCUGCCUCAUGUAACGUUGCUUCUCAGGAGUCUGUCGACUACAGCAGUACAGAAUAUGAGACCUCGGAGAAAGCCACUCCCAGCCUACAGUAUGACGAACAGGCUUUCACAUGUAACACUGAAACUCAGACUGAGUAUAAGGAGGAAUUCGAUAUCAGCACCACGGAAAAAUCCACGUCCUACGAAAGCAGUACAGAAUAUGAAAAUUCGGAGAAAGCCACUACCUGCCUACAGUAUGAAGAAGACGGACCGUAUAAAACUGAUGCUCAGACUGAGGCUAUGGAGGAAAUAAAUUCUGAAUUCGACACCAGCACCACAAAAAAAUUCACGUCCUAACUACGGACGGACUAAAGACGUACCAUGUCAGGUCGGGCCAGGUCAAAGGAUUUAAUGUGUACAUUCAGAUAAAGCUGUUGUAGCGCACGCCUGUCAUGGGCGCAGGUCCAGCACAGGACGUACCGUGUGCAGGGCUCGAACUUAAGAAUUUGUUUCCCACAGCUUUUAAAAAAAAAUUGUAAUGGGUGAAAUGGCCCAACAACAGAAAUUUUAACCAUGCCCACGGCAUCUUUUUUUUUUUUUUUUGGGGGGGGGGGGGGGGGGGGGGGGAGGUAGGUGGGUAUAUAAAGUAACGUUUGCAGCAGAUAAACGUGUUGUAUGUACUAAUAUUAUAUACUGGCAGAUAAUGUACUCCAAGUGUAUACAUUUUAUUAUCGUUGAGGAGUUUUACCAACAGAACAAAAGUGCCGUCGAUGAUAGUCCUGACCUACGGCAAUUUAUAUCUAAACGACGGUCAGUGCCGUCGUUAUGUUUGAGCCCUGCGUGUGGCCAGAGAACUGCAUGAAGGUGCAAUAGUAAAAUUGCUCAAUGGCGACUUCCAGGCAGGAAAAUAUAUUAUCUAUUGUUGUUUUUCAAAUGUAAACAUUACGCCUUCACUAUAUGCCUGAACAAAAUUUAACAAAACAACAAAAAUAAAUAUUUAUUAGCAAAA
Gigantopelta aegis is the source of this 4261-nucleotide messenger RNA. Its product is annotated as adhesion G-protein coupled receptor G6-like. Gene Ontology annotation, biological process: G protein-coupled receptor signaling pathway; cell surface receptor signaling pathway. The record is from RefSeq and is a predicted model, not a curated record. Gene Ontology annotation, molecular function: G protein-coupled receptor activity; protein binding. Bases 250 to 3609 code for a protein of 1119 amino acids. Gene Ontology annotation, cellular component: membrane. The transcript has a single exon. NCBI's taxonomy places the organism in Eukaryota, Metazoa, Mollusca, Gastropoda, Neomphalida, Peltospiridae.